Molecule: messenger RNA, 641 nt
Organism: Nematocida parisii ERTm1
Lineage: Eukaryota; Fungi; Microsporidia
Exons: 1
Coding region: 1-591 (196 amino acids)
Biological process (GO): sphingolipid biosynthetic process; fatty acid elongation; very long-chain fatty acid biosynthetic process
Cellular component (GO): endoplasmic reticulum membrane
Molecular function (GO): 3-hydroxyacyl-CoA dehydratase activity
Source: RefSeq, a predicted model, not a curated record
AUGAAUAUUUCUGUCAGGAAGGCAUUUAUUCUCUCUUCUACUAGGAUUCUUUUUAAUAUAUUCGGAAUGACAAUUGCUUGGUCAGUGAUUUCAAUGGGAUUGGAUAUUUUAUGUGGUAAAUUAAACCUGUCCAUACCAAGGGAUUAUUUAUACUUUAUGAAUGGGUAUACAGCAAGUACUUAUCAUAAAUUAUUAAUUAUAACCCAGGAGAUGUACGUGUUUGAACUGAUUCUGUCAGUGACUGGGAUUACUUCACAGUCAUUUAUUACUUCACUUAUGCAGAUUGGGUCACGUGUGUUUAUAUCCAGGUGUGCGUGUACUAAUAAUAAUUUAAUUAUAACAGGGAUUAUGAUGAUCGUAUGGGGUGUAUCUGACUUAAUACGGUUUUUAUACUAUGGGUGUCCCAUGCUUAAAAAGCCUCGUUAUUUAGCCUCUUUAAUUCUUUAUCCAAUUGGCAUAUUCUGUGAAGUAUUCUUAAUGGUUUACAUGAGGAGUACGCUUACUUUAAUUGGUUUAAUCACUUAUAUUCCUGGGUUUGUUUAUUUAUACGGUCGUAUACGGCAGAAGAAGAAGUCAGCAGAUGGAUUAUAAGUAGAUUUUUCCAGUAUUUAUGAUUCAUUAAAUUUCGGGUUAUAUCGGGU